CCGCCCGCGAUGGGAAGUGCCUUAUAAAGCCGCGACCCGCUUCGGCAGGACGGAGUCCUGGCGGCGCCGCCUUGAGCGCGGGGUCGCUCGCAGCCGCCCCCGGAGUGCGUGCGCAUCCCCGGGCAUCCCCGCGGGGUACCAACUUCGCCCGGCGGAGACUCCGAACCGCCGCGGCGGACCGUCGACCGUGUCCUACGGAGGAGCCCCCGCUCGCCCCUGCCGGGACCCCACUCUGCCCAAAGCGGACCCCGGGAGGGGGCCGAGGGCGCCCCCCGGUGGCAAGGGCAUGCUCGGGCCGCGGCAUGGCCUCGGCGGUGUUUGAGGGGACGUCGCUCGUCAACAUGUUCGUGCGCGGCUGCUGGGUGAACGGGAUCCGCCGGCUCAUCGUCAGCCGGCGUGGCGACGAGGAGGAGUUCUUCGAGAUCCGGACCGAGUGGUCCGACCGCAGUGUGCUCUACUUGCACCGAAGCUUCGCCGACCUGGGCCGCCUGUGCAAGCGCCUCCGCGACGCCUUCCCCGAGGACCGGCCCGAGCUGGCGCGCGCGCCGCUGCGGCAAGGACUACUUGCCAUCAAGGGUGCACAGGACAUAGAGACCAGGCUCAAUGAGGUGGAGAAGCUGCUGGAGACGGUCAUCAGCAUGCCCUGUAAGUAUUCUAGGUCUGAGGUUGUGCUCACCUUCUUUGAAAGAUCACCUCUGGAUCAGGUGUUAAAAAAUGAUAACGUCCAUAAAAUUCAACCCAGCUUUCAAAGUCCCGUCAAAAUAUCAGAAAUCAUGAGGUCCAAUGGAUUUUGUUUGGCAAACACAGAAACUAUAGUCAUUGACCACAGCAUACCCAACGGGAAGGACCAGCUCCUGGAUGCGGAUUCCACAGAGCAUUUGUUUGAGAAUGGUAGUGAGUUCACCUCAGAGCUGGAAGAUGGUGAUGACCCAGCAGCUUAUGUCACCAACUUGUCCUAUUACCACCUGGUUCCAUUUGAGACAGACAUUUUGGACUGAGCCUCUCCAUCAGGCCUUCUCUGCCUCGGUUCUUGACUGCAUGUCCUCACGCCGUUCACUGUGCGGGCCCCAAGGGCCAAAGCUGCUGCUCAGCCUGGGCCGCCCAGAGUCCUGAGGUUCACCAGGCCUGAGUGUCCUGAAAGUGGAGGCACAGGGGCCCUCGACCUCCACAGGCUAACCGUAGGUCUCCAGCAACAGGCGGCUAUGGGUCCUGCAGCUCUGUGGGGCCUUCUACCUGCACUCAGCUCUGCCAGCCUGCCUCUUUUCCCGGGACUCACUGUUCCUGCGGGCCAUACUUCCCCUUGUUCUCACUGCCUACUGGAGGGGAGCAUUCCUCUUGGUCACAUGGCCCUGACUCUCCACUUUCCUCUCGUAUGUCAAAGGCACAAAGCCUUUCAAGCGGACUUUUGAUAAGUCACCAAGUUCUGGACCUAAUGGGCAAGGGAUAUUAAGUGAGUCAGGACUUCCCUGAGAAGGAUGUGUGGCUUUCAGGUUUUGUUUGGUUUUCCUUUACAUCUCCUUGGAAACUGGGUUUGGCGUCAGCUUGGAAGGAGACACAACAUCAAGCCUGAAGAGGAGUGCUGGCUUCCAGGAAGGGAGAGCAUUCACAGUCAAGUGCACGUGAACCCAGUGUAAAAGUUUUCUUCCAGAGAAGAGAGCGUCUUCCUGUCUGCCAGCACCUGUCAGUUCUCCUGCCAGGCAGCGAUGCUGUCACCACACCCUAGGGUGCUUCAAGUCCCUCCCGUGGUGCACCCAGUGGCAUAAAUGCCAGGAUGAAUCAUAAAGAAAAGGAUGGGGAGGAGGGGAAGCUUACAGCUUAGACCACAGGAAGGUCUGGGUCCUGCAAGCUCAUCUCCUCAUCGUGUCUACUAAUGACCAGCACUUGCUAAUGUAAAUAAUAGUAACUUAUUGAAAAUUCUAAUUCUUUUACACAGUCUGUUUUUAAUCUAUUUUAAUUAAAUAAAAUCUAUUGCUCUACUUUGA
Messenger RNA from Meriones unguiculatus (Mongolian gerbil), 1982 nucleotides. RefSeq names its product PX domain containing 1 (gene Pxdc1). Bases 303 to 998 code for a protein of 231 amino acids. NCBI's taxonomy places the organism in Eukaryota, Metazoa, Chordata, Mammalia, Rodentia, Muridae. The transcript has 5 exons. The record is from RefSeq and is a predicted model, not a curated record. Gene Ontology annotation, molecular function: phosphatidylinositol binding.